CGAUCGAUCAGUCGCGUGAACCGCAUCCCCCUCCCCACACCCGCCGUCACAGCAAAUUUCUGUAUCAUACCUCCGGAGAUCACAAGCGUGCAACAUGUUUUUCCUAAAAGAGGAGAUCAAGGUGAUUACCUUGCACCCGUCCUACUUUGGCCCCAACAUGCGCGAGUACCUCAUCAACCGGUUAAACGAGGAGGAGGAGGGACGUUGUACGGGUGACCAUUUCGUGAUCUGUGUGAUGGACAUGGUAGAUAUUGGCGAGGGCCGGGUGCUGCCGGGGCUUGGGCAAGCAGAGUACACGAUCAAGUACCGAGCGAUCAUCUGGAAGCCCUUCCGAGGCGAGACGGUCGAUGCGAUUGUUACCUCUGUCAAACCAACUGGAAUCUUUACUUUGGCCGGCCCAUUGUCUGUUUUCAUUGCACGGAAAAACAUUCCCUCCGACAUCAAGUGGGAGCCCAACACGGUACCACCCCAAUAUACGGACCAUGCGGACCAGGUCAUCGAAAAGGGCACCAGUCUACGGCUCAAGAUCCUCGGUGUGAAGCCCGACGUUGCCGCGAUCAAUGCCAUCGGAACGAUCAAGGAAGAUUACCUCGGACCGUUGUAAUGCGAUUGCGACGAGCUCCACACUUCCGCCGUUACCCUAAUGAUUGAUGUCGCCCAACCAAAAAAGAACCACUAGGUUCGCUUUUCCCCUUUCCAUCCUCAUACAAAAACGACCAGGCUGAAGGCGACUGCCUCGUAAGGAGAUGCGCUCAUCGGGGAGGAUGAGAGGGCGUCCCGAAGCAGUCUCAGGAUUCCGGAGAUGAUCGAAAGACGGUCCCGACUGCCUUUGGAUUGCAGAAGCCCGCGCAGGCGAACAGGG
Molecule: messenger RNA, 862 nt
Organism: Aspergillus heteromorphus CBS 117.55
Lineage: Eukaryota; Fungi; Ascomycota; Eurotiomycetes; Eurotiales; Aspergillaceae
Product: DNA-directed RNA polymerase II subunit RPB7
Exons: 4
Coding region: 95-604 (169 amino acids)
Biological process (GO): DNA-templated transcription; positive regulation of translational initiation; transcription initiation at RNA polymerase II promoter
Cellular component (GO): P-body; RNA polymerase II, core complex
Molecular function (GO): translation initiation factor binding; single-stranded DNA binding; single-stranded RNA binding
Source: RefSeq, a predicted model, not a curated record